Molecule: messenger RNA, 1750 nt
Organism: Phodopus roborovskii (desert hamster)
Lineage: Eukaryota; Metazoa; Chordata; Mammalia; Rodentia; Cricetidae
Gene: Tapbpl
Product: TAP binding protein like
Exons: 7
Coding region: 99-1448 (449 amino acids)
Source: RefSeq, a predicted model, not a curated record
GCGCUGCUAGCCAAGUGAGGGUGCCCAAAGGAACCCCGGGAUCUCCAGCAGAACUGUGGAGGAGGCAGCCACCGAGGAGGAGCCUGAGAGCAGCCUCCAUGGGCUCUGAGCCCAGCUGGUGUCUGCUGCUCUGUUUGGCUCUCUCUGGGGCAGCGGGGACUGAGGCCCCCACAGCAGACAGAGGGUGGCAGCCCACCGACAUAGUCUUAGACUGCUUCUUGGUGACGGAUGACAGGCAUCCAAGGGCCUUUGGCAGCAGUGGGGACAGGCAGAAGGCCUUGCUUGUGUUGAAGCAGGUGCUGGUGCCAGAUGAUGGCUCCCUAGAGGGCAUCACCGAUUUCCAAGUGAGCACAGUGGCCAAAGAUGACGCAGAUGCACCUACUAUCUUCGAGGCCUCAGUGGACUCGGUACAGAUUCCCCAGGCAGAGGCCUUGCUCCACGCUGACUGCAGCGGGAGGGCAGUGACCUGUGAGAUCUCCCAGUAUUUCCUUGGGGCCACACGAGAUGCCACUUCUGAGAGUGCAGCUUGGUUCAUCAGCAUGCAGGUUAGAGGGGGCCCCAGUGUCUCCAUGGUGAUGAAGACUUUAGGAGAAGCUGAAACUGGAGCUGCCUGGCACCCCACACUGAACCUGCCCCUGAGUCCCCAGGGUACUAUAAGGACUGCAGUGGAGUUCCAGGUGACAUCAGAGACCCAAGCCCUGAGUAGUGCGCUGGGGUCCUCGGUCUCCCUGCACUGCAGUUUCUCCAUGGCACCAGGCCUGGACCUCGUUGGUGUGGAGUGGCGGCUGCAGCACCAAGGCAGUGGCCAGCUGGUGUACAGCUGGAAGGCAGGGCAGGAGCAGGCUAAGCGCAAGGGGGCUACGCUGGAGCCUGAGCAGCUACAUGCGGCUGGGGAUGCCUCUCUCGCCUUACCCAACCUCACUCUAAAAGACGAGGGGACCUACAUCUGCCAGAUCACUACCUCCCUGUACCGAGCUCAGCAAAACAUCCCACUUGGCAUCCUAGCUACCCCCAAAGUACAGCUGCACCUGGCAAACAAGGAUCUGCCACACUCCCUCAUCUGCAGUGUCACUGGCUAUUAUCCUCUGGAUGUUGUGGUGACAUGGGUCCGAGAGGAGCAGGGUGGAAUUCCAGCCCAAGUCUCUGGUGCCUCCUUCUCCAGCCUCAGGCAAAGCAUGAUGGGAACCUACAGCAUCUCUUCCAACGUGAUGGCUGAGCCUGGCCCCACAGGUGCUACUUACACCUGCCAAGUUGCCCACGUCUCCCUGGAAGAGCCCCUUAGAGCCAGCAUGAGGGUUUCCCCACAUACAGAGCAGGGAACAGCCUUUGGAGUCAUCUUUGCCAGCAUUCUCUUCCUUCUUGCCCUGUUGUUCCUGGGACUUCGGAGACAGCAAGGCCCACCAGGAUUAAGAGGCACUCUGGGUAGCCUCUCUCUUGCCUGCAGAUAAAAAGCAGAGUUCCCAUGUUCUAGCUACCAAGGGGCCCCAUGCUGAGGUGUGAGACCGAAAAGCGCCUGAAGGAGGCGCCCUUGUGAGAGUGAGGUACUCAUCCUGGUCUCUGCCUUCCAUCCCUGUUGAGAAGAUCCAGGGCAGAUGAAAAAGGAGGCAACAACAGGAGAGUAGAAGUAUCUGAGUGGAGGCUAACCCUGAAGUCAAGGAUGGAGCAAGUGAAGAGAGGCGGAAGACGGUAGGGGCUGGCCACCGCCCACAAACUCCUAACUGUCAAAAUAAAAACACUCUCUGUCUACAGC